CGCGCGCGCGGGAGAGAAAGCCAGUGUGCGCGGGCGCCCGGGCGCCCGCGAUCACGGGAGGAGGCUCCGAGCGUGUGGGUCCUGGCGGCGCAGCCCGCUCCUCCGCGCCCUAUGUGAGGGAAUCAGGGAGGCCAGCGGCGCGCAGGGAAGGGCGAUGCAUGUGCUCGGGCCGGGGGUUGCUGCAGCCGCCCGAGGAAGAGGAGGACGGCGGCGGCGGCGAGGAGGAGAGCGCGGGGCUCGCGGCGGCGAGCCCGGGCCGAGGGGAUACAGCGGACUGUGUGUGUCUGGCUGUAGCGGACGCGAGGCGGCGAGGAGGCGCGGGAGACCCGCGAAAGGGACGACGAGGCGGCGGCGGCGGAGACUGCAGCCCUGAAAUGCAUUUUCUCCUCCAGCGGCCAUGUUAACCAGGAAACCUUCGGCCGCCGCUCCCGCCGCCUACCCGACGGGCCAAGGAGGGGACAGCGCCAUUCAUCAGCUUCAGUCUUCCCCCGGGGCUCGGCGCGGGGCCCCUCGGACCGGAGUGGGGACCGGCCCGCCCUCCCCCAUCGCCCUGCCGCCUCUCCGGGCCAGCAACGCUGCCGCCGCAGCCCACACGGAGCACGCUAGAUGCGGAGAGUUACAUAUGGCCGGCUGUUUGCUGACACUCUCGCUCUCCUUCUCCCAGCUUAGAGCCGCCGAGGAAGUGCCUGUCAGGCAGUGGCUCCGUGUCCAAACUCCUCGUCUCUCUAGGAGCAGCCUUGUGACUGUUUCUCCUCGGUGGAAUGAUUGAAGUCACUUCUUACCAAAGCUCUUAAGAAGCAGAUGUGCUCACUCUACAUCUCUUUUCCCUUCUGUGGGCAAGGUCCUAAAAGAUGUUCAUUUUUUUUUGGAUGUCAGACUUUAAAAAUUGCAGGGGUCUGAAUCACUGAAUCACUUCAUGAAGGAAUAUAUGAUGGCAAGAAAAUGUGCACUGGACUGUCAUAUGAGCAAGAAAUAAAAAUUAUUGGGUUAAGCCACUGAAAUUUUAGAAUUUUUUUGUUAAUCUAGUCAUUCAAAUUAAUUACCUAAUUAAUAUUUUGUUUUCAUAGAUAUGUUGCUUGAAUUUAAUUAAUCCUUUGUUAUACCUGUGUUUCCCAAAUUAUGCUAAUUAAUCCAAUAUUUAGUCUUUUCUAUUUUGCCCCAAUUACCUUAAUUAAUUCAAAUAUUUUAAAGUUUACUUUCUAAUUAAUACAAUUUUUGUUUUUAUAGCUAUAAAAAAAUUAAUAAAAUUUUGCAUUUGUAUCUUUUUAAAGAAAGUAUAUCUGAAAUAUAUAAUGUCAGUAUUGACCUAUGAAUUAUUUUUUUCACAGAGGAGUAGGUUUUGAAAUUUUCCAUGUUGAUAACAGGUAUGAUAUAUAUAUAUAUAUAUAUGUAUAAAAAUAUGUAUAAAGAUAAAUAUAUACAUAUGUAUAUAUGUAUAAAAUAAAGGUCACUUAUAAAAUGUAUAAAAAUAGAUUAUUUCUCUUAACUUAUAUAGAAUUCUAUUUUAUGAAUAUUAGUCAUGGUAUUUAUUCAUUUCUAAUGAAUAUUUAGGUGGCUUUCUUUUUCCUUUGUGUUAUGCUGUCAUAAAUUCUAUUAUGCUUUCCAAUACACAUGAAUAGCUUUCUACAGUUUCCUUGAGCAUAAAUGCAAGAACCAUUCCAGGAUAUAUGCCUAUAUUUAGAAUUCCAUUUUAAUGUUUUAUUGCCAUAUUGCAAUAUCCAAAAUGCUUGUUCCAGUUUAUUUCUCCAGCAAUGUAUAGUGUUCCCAUUUCCCUGCAUCCUUGCUAACAUCACCAUUCUUGAUAAUUUCAUGGUGAUUCUUGUUCGAAUUUUCAUUUUUCAAAUAGCUGAGUAUUUUGUUAGUCUAUUUGGUUUUCCUCUUACGAUUAUUAUCUGUUCAUAUUCUUUGUCCAUUUUCUGUGGGCUUAUUCUUCAUUUUCUAGUAGAUUUUUGAAGGUUUCAAAAAUAUUCUGUGUAUGAAUUUGGUUACCUCUGUCUUUUGUGUCUCUUACUUCAAUGUUGAUUAUGUGUUUUUAUUGACUAUACACUUUUAAUUUUGAUGUAAAAUUUAUCAAAUGUGUUUUUAUCAUUUUUCUUUUUGAUUUUUAUAAAAGAAAAUCUUCCUUACCACCAGUAUUAUGAAUUUAUUUCUAUAUUUUCUUCUAAUGUGUAAAAUUCUAUAUUUUACAUAUAUAUCUUAAUCUAGCUGGGCCUUGUUAAGGUAGAGAUCUAUAUUUUUUCCAUGUAGAACACCAACAAUUGAAUAAGUCUUCAUUUUGUCUCUGAUUUGUAAUGCUGUCCCCACCACUGUCUAGCUGUGUGACUUGGUCAAGUUAAUGUGUCUGUAAAAUGGUAAUAAUAAUACUUUCCUCAUAGGGUUAUUGUGAGUUAUAAAUUAUGUGUGUAUUUAUGUGUGCAUAUGGUUACUACUAUGUAUAAGUCAUUAUUGCAUUAUGUCAUAUUGAUGAUCCUAUUCUUUGGAAGUAAGCAUUUACUUAAAAGUAAGCAUUUACUUAAAAAUCAUUAGAUGAAGAGCAUAUAAUUUUAGGGGCAGUGUAUAUUUUCAUGAUCUAUCAGCCCAAGAGUUCGUCCCUUCAAGAGCCAGCACUUUAAUCUUGCCCUGCUCAUUUGACAUAAAGGAAGCACAGUUUGACAGAGAAAAUAUAUAUAAACUACAUAAAAAUCUGUUGUGUACAGAAACACUGUAAGCAUGAUAAUUUCUUUAAAGAAAUAUUUUUCUUUAGCAUAAAUGAAAAUAGCAGUUGACACAAUGUCAAAAUGCCCAGCCCUUCAAUUUCAGAAGCACUAAGAGAAGCCAGCAAUUAAUUCUGAAUUUGACCCAGUGGUGGAAAUUACAGAUGGAGAAGACACCAUUCAGAAAAAUUGGGCUCAUUUGACUCUUCCUUUUUUAAGAAUAAAGAUGUGAACCUAGGUCUAUCUGCCUUCAAAAAUGAGCUCUAACUAUACACUUGUAUAGGAAGAAAGGAAGAUCCCCACUUGUGUAUAGAAUGUGAAAAUUACACGAGAUGAUGCAUCAGAAGGAUUUAGGUUUGAGUCCUGCCUGUGUGGCUAACAGACCUGUGACCUUGCCUACUUUGCUUCUCACUAAAUUGGGAACAACAACAAUGACCUUCUAAGGUUGUUGGGAAAAUUAAGAUAAUAGUUGUGAUGCUCUUGACAUGUCCAGUGCCUAUCAAUGUUAGUUUUUAUCUUCUUUCCUGAGAAAUCAUGUAGCCUGUAUGAUUAGCAAUUAGAUUAAACUAUCUCCAGCUUC
Messenger RNA from Manis pentadactyla (Chinese pangolin), 3273 nucleotides. Its product is annotated as dual specificity tyrosine-phosphorylation-regulated kinase 2-like. The record is from RefSeq and is a predicted model, not a curated record. The transcript has 3 exons. Bases 398 to 769 code for a protein of 123 amino acids. NCBI's taxonomy places the organism in Eukaryota, Metazoa, Chordata, Mammalia, Pholidota, Manidae.